GUCUGGGGCCUAAGGGGCUCUGAUUGCCUCACAGCACCAGAAACCUUGUCUGCUGUGAUCAUUAACCUUUCUGGAAAACGCAGCUAGCUGUUCUCUGAGGUCUGUCUUUAGAAUGUGAGGAGAGCCACACAGAUACCGCACAGACUAUUCAGAGAGGGGUUCCCUUGUGAGCUUUAGCUCCACUGUGGAGUGGCAGAAAAAUGAGAUUUCACCGGUUCUUUCUUCUAUUUGUCAUGUUUAUGAUGAGUCUUCUACUUAUUCAUGGACAAAGAAAAGCUAAUUUGGCAAUGAGAAGAAAAUUGCACAGACACAACGGCCUUAAGAGGAGACGUAUUCCUCUCCAUUCACGAGUGCCCUUCCCCUGAGGUCUUCUCUAUCUAACUUCACUGAGUCUGUCAGAAGAAGACUGAAGGAAAAGAUACCCGCCCACAUAAUACUGUGAUUGUUUAGAAGUUCCUCUAUCAAAAGGAGUUGUUUGAAAGCACCUGGUAGUUUAUUAGUUUCACCUGGAUUCUCUUCUUCCUGGUUCUCUUGUAGGGAGAAAAUAGCAAAUUCAAAUGCAAUUCGAGUCUGAAGUAUAGUUACUUGCUUGCAGAGCAAAAUUAUUUUAUCUUUUUCUGCACAUUGUUAUUCUUACUCGGUUUAAGAAGAAAAACCAUUUAAUGUUUUAGAACUUUAUAAUAAUAAAAUAUACACGUGUUUAAAAUUGUUCUUUCCUAGUCUUAUAAAUUUUCAAAGGUAUUAGAAUUACUUUGUAUAUGUAUGUUUUUUUUUUUAAA
Capra hircus (goat) is the source of this 779-nucleotide messenger RNA. It is a transcript of the gene APELA, whose product is annotated as apelin receptor early endogenous ligand. NCBI's taxonomy places the organism in Eukaryota, Metazoa, Chordata, Mammalia, Artiodactyla, Bovidae. The transcript is spliced from 3 exons. Bases 201 to 365 code for a protein of 54 amino acids. Gene Ontology annotation, biological process: heart development; apelin receptor signaling pathway. The record is from RefSeq and is a predicted model, not a curated record. Gene Ontology annotation, molecular function: apelin receptor binding.